This is a messenger RNA of Saprolegnia diclina VS20, 1002 nucleotides long. RefSeq lists its product as hypothetical. Gene Ontology annotation, molecular function: zinc ion transmembrane transporter activity. The transcript is spliced from 5 exons. Gene Ontology annotation, biological process: zinc ion transmembrane transport. Lineage: Eukaryota; Oomycota; Saprolegniomycetes; Saprolegniales; Saprolegniaceae. Gene Ontology annotation, cellular component: membrane. The record is from RefSeq and is a predicted model, not a curated record. Bases 1 to 1002 code for a protein of 333 amino acids.
AUGAUCGAAGGAGUGAGCCCCGUCUUCCAGGCCUUCCUUGGCACGCUCGUGACAUGGGGUCUCACCGCCGCCGGCUCGGCGCUCGUCUUCGUGCUCGACGUCGAGAACAAAGAGCUGAGCCAGAAGAUCCUCGACUCGAUGCUGGGUUUUGCCGCUGGCGUCAUGCUCGCCGCCUCGUACUGGUCGCUCCUCGCGCCCGCGAUUGAGAUCGCCGAAGAGUCGCCGCUGUACGGGCCCGAGGGUCGCUGGGCGUUUGUGCCCGCCGCCGUGGGCUUCGCCUUGGGCGCGGGGUCAAUGCUCUUGACAGAGCAUGUGCUGCCGCUCCUCGGCCUCGACACGAAGCCGGAAAGCUGGGACAAGAAGGACGACGAUCUCAAGGUGUCGGCGGUGACGCCCGACAAGACGCGGUCGACAAGCUCGGACGGGCUGCGUCGCCGCAAGACGAAGAAGAACGACGCGCCGGAUGAUGAGGCGCCGUCAAAGCAAGACGACGCUGUCCACGACGACGCGAUCCAGAGCUUUGUCUCGGCCAAGGACAUGAGCUUUCGCCGCGUCGUCCUCCUCGUGAUUGCCAUCACGAUGCACAACUUCCCCGAGGGCAUGGCCGUCGGCGUCGGCUUUGGCAGCAUCGGGCACACGUCGUCCGCGACCUUUGGCAACGCCGUGAACCUCGCGAUCGGCAUUGGGCUUCAGAACUUUCCCGAGGGCCUCGCCGUCUCGAUGCCAUUGCGCCGCGAGGGCAUGCCGCCGUUCAAAGCGUUCAUGUGGGGCCAGCUCAGCGGUCUCGUCGAGCCCAUUGGCGGCCUGCUCGGCGCAUUUGCCGUCGUGUACGUCCAACCAAUUUUGCCGUACGCGCUCUCGUUUGCGGCCGGCGCCAUGGUGUUUGUGGUCGUCGACGACUUGAUUCCCGAGGCGCACCAGAGCGGCAACGCCAAGCUCGCGACCAUCGGGACCAUUGUCGGGUUCAUUGUGAUGAUGACCAUGGACGUCGCCCUCGGCUAG